This is a messenger RNA of Oncorhynchus keta (chum salmon), 5357 nucleotides long. Its product is annotated as keratin, type II cytoskeletal 1-like. The transcript has 5 exons. Bases 3022 to 4509 code for a protein of 495 amino acids. NCBI's taxonomy places the organism in Eukaryota, Metazoa, Chordata, Actinopteri, Salmoniformes, Salmonidae. The record is from RefSeq and is a predicted model, not a curated record.
CAUCAGUUGCUCUGGUGUGAUUCCUCUCUUAGCUAAAACAGUGAGAAGCCUACCUAGGAUGUGUGUUGUAUAAAUGUGUGAGGCUCUAUGUUGAUUUGUGGGUGUCUGUGUGGCUCAGGUGCACACACUAGAGGCAGCCAACGCGCAUCUUGAGCUACAGAUCAAGGAACAUCUGGAGAGUAGCUCCCUUGGUGACUGUAAAGACAUGGGUGGACACUUGGGGAUGACCGAUAACCUUCAGAUCCAGGUAGGCCUACUUGGGGACCUAUCACUGAACACCUUACCCAGUUCACCUUCUCCACAUUUUCAAUCUCCUCCUAAGCCUAAUCUUGUGACCAGGCUCAUUCUCCAGUUCCUUUGUGACCAGUGACCUCUGAUUUAGAAGUGGGAUCCUAUCCCAUCCUUUCAGCAAACAGUAGUGGGAAGGAAGGAAGGAAUGCAAAUAGGCAAAGGAAGGAACCCAAUGGGCACAAACGUCAAUUCAACAUCUAAUUCCACGUUGGUUCAAUGUAAUUUCAUUGAAAUGACGCUGAUUCAACCAGUGUGUGCCCAGUGGGAAGGACGGUGUCACAGAGUUGUGGGAUAAAGCCAACAUCUCACGUGGUAAAACAUUUAAAAAGACAAAGGACUUGGCAUAGUCCUUUUAUGUCAGGUUUUGACUUGAGUGCAUGUGCUCUUAAAUUAAAAUGUCAGAUUACUCAUUUCAUUGGAACAGUUUAACUGCGUCACUGAUUUGCAAUGACAAAGAUUGAUAGUAAACAUGUUCAUGAAAGGUAUUAUCUUCUGCCUAUCUGUGUUUACUCCCAUAGAUUUCUGACUGGUACACAAUCCAUGCCCAACUCAGGCUGCAGGUCGUCAAUGCUCAAAUGGAAGUCUAUGACUAUAAAUACAAGUUAGUUUGUUUAUAGUAAAUGUGUAUGUGUGUGGAUCCACUGUGUCCUGAAAGUCCACCAUGAAGUAUUGCGCAAACAAGGGCAUGAAUUUUGGGUACAAGUCAAUUGCAUUAUUUUUCUUGCUCAUGUAAUCUUUGAAUGGUCACACGUGUAUGGACAAGAAUGAAAUUCACACAAACACACUGAGGCACCUGCAGAGUGUUCAGCAUGAGUUCAUCUAUAGGAAAGGAGAUCUGCACAUCCAACUGGAUGGAAACCUAGAGGAAAUGGAACUCCUCAAGAACAACCAAGAGGAGGUGGGGUCCUUAUACUGUUUCAAUGACAUUUUAUAUAUUGUAUGGUUCCAUAGGUCUAGUACCAUUACAGCACAUACUGGUUGCAUUGCUUUUCUAUUGUCAAUGUUGUUUGAGAGUUUUUGGAAACAACAAUGACGUCCACGUUUGUAAUUCCUGUGUCUGUAUAGGAAGUGCAGGAAGUGAUGGCCCAGAUGUCUGGGUUGGAUGGACUGUGCUCACUCAGUGGACCUGAAUGAUAAACUGAGUCGCCUAAGGGAGCAGUGUGCGGCGAUGGUCCUGAAGAACAAAACAGAGGCUGAGAGAUGGUUUCAGAGCAAGUGGACAGUAUGAAGACCCAAGUGACCAUCUGUUCCAAUGGGUCCGAGGUCAGGUAGACAGAGAUAGAUGACCUAAUGAGAAUUGUCCAGAACCUAACUCUGGAGUUGCAGCUACUGGAGACCCAGAAUCUGUCAAUGGAGAGGGACGAGAUGGAAGUGAACGAGAAAUACAGUGUUCACCUCAAUCGGCUUCAGCAGCACUUAGACAGCCUGGAGGAGGAGGAGCUGCUGCAGCUAUGUACAGCCACAGAGCAGCAGGCGGUCCCAGUACCAGAUGCUACUGGACAUCAAUAUCAGGCUGGAGCGGGUGAUUUCUGAGUACAGGAGGCUUCUGGAUGGAAGGGGAGCCAGGAAAUCAAGCGCUAGUGUCACGUCUCACUGUGCAAUGAGCAAUGGAACUACCUUCCAACACAUCUUCAUGCCAAUUCAGAGUUCCUCCAUUAGUGUACCAAGAGCAAGUGUGCCAAGUAUUAGUGAGACCUCAAGAGAGACCUCAAGCAGUUUGGAAAAUGGAGGACAAGUGGUAGGUGCAGCCAUUGGGGGCACAGGUUAUCCGUGUGCAGAAAGUAUCUCUGUACAACGCCUUUGAUAAAAGAGAAGAGUACAGUGUACACAAACUACUAAUCAGGUUAGCACUGUGAAAGAAGACCAAAGCAAGAGUUUAGAAAGUGGGCACCAAGUUGAAUAUUCAGAGAGUUGCGCCAACACCAGCUCUGCACAACAUGGAGCUAGCGCUAACACCAGCUCUGCACAACAUGGAGCUAGCGCUAACACCAGCUCUGCACAACACGGAGCUAGCGCUAACACCAGCUCUGCACAACAUGGAGCUAGCGCUAACACCAGCUCUGCACAACAUGGAGCUCACGUUGUGAGCAGCGUUGAGGGUAAAACCACCACUGUCAGUAGAGUCAGACCACUUGAUAAAAUCAGUGUGAUUAUUUCAACAGCUCAGAUUAGCGAAGAUGCAUCUCAGAUGAAAGACACAGAAGUUGUUCAGAUCACUAGUAGCGAUGUUGAUGUUACCAAUGUUAACUGUGGAGGACCGACUGUUAGGAAGGUGAAUUAAGAAGAGAUAAGCAUUUGCCAAUGACACAGUACAAGUAGCAGUGAGGAGGCCGAGGUGGUAGUUACUAAUAGCAUAGUAAGCGAGGCUAAGGAAACUGUGAUCCAGGUGAAGAAAGUGGAAGGUCCAGUUCCAAUCAGCAGUGCAGAACAUGGGGGUCUGAUCACCAAUGAUCACUUGCAGCGCUGCAAGUGACAAUACGAUCAGCAGUGCCACAGGUGUAGCGGUAAAAGUGCCAGCUAGCACAGUGGAGAGUGCAGCGGAGAUCACCAGUGAUGUCAGAAGUGGAAGCAUGAUAAAUACUGGAGGAAUGACUAGUGUAGGAAGUGGUGGUGUGAUCAGCAGGACAGGAAGUGGGCACAUGAUAACUAGUGCAGGAAGUGGACACAUGAUAACUAGUGCAGGAAGUGGAGUUAGACCAAGUAGCACAGGAAGUGGAGAAUGGAUGGUUUAUGGUAGAAGUACAAGAAGACUCAGUGGUCCAGGUAGCGGAAGCAGACUCAGUGGUCCAGGUAGCGGAGUCAGACUCAGUGGUCCAGGUAGUGGAGGCAGACUCAGUGGUCCAGAUAGUGGAGGCAGACUCAGUGGUCCAGAUAGUGGAGGCAGACUCAGUGGUCCAGAUAGUGGAGGCAGACUCAGUGGUCCAGAUAGUGGAGGCAGACUCAGUGGUCCAGAUAGUAGAGGCAGACUCAGUGGUCCAGAUAGUGGAGGCAGACUCAGUGGUCCAGAUAGUGGAGGCAGACUCAGUGGUCCAGAUAGUGGAGGCAGACUCAGUGGUCCAGAUAGUGGAGGCAGACUCAGUGGUCCAGAUAGUGGAGGCAGACUCAGUGGUCCAGGUAGCGGAGGCAGACUCAGUGGUCCAGGUAGCGGAGGCAGACUCAGUGGUCCAGGUAGCGGAGACAGACUCAGUGGUCCAGGUAGUGGAGGCAGACUCAGUGGUCCAGGUAGUGGAGGCAGACUCAGUGGUCCAGAUAGUGGAGGCAGACUCAGUGGUCCAGGUAGCGGAGACAGACUCAGUGGUCCAGAUAGUGGAGGCAGACUCAGUGGUCCAGGUAGCGGAGACAGACUCAGUGGUCCAGGUAGCGGAGACAGACUCAGUGGUCCAGGUAGCGGAGACAGACUCAGUGGUCCAGGUAGCGGAGACAGACUCAGUGGUCCAGGUAGUGGAGGCAGACUCAGUGGUCCAGGUAGCGGAGACAGACUCAGUGGUCCAGGUAGCGGAGACAGACUCAGUGGUCCAGGUAGCGGAGACAGACUCAGUGGUCCAGGUAGCGGAGACAGACUCAGUGGUCCAGGUAGCGGAGACAGACUCAGUGGUCCAGGUAGCGGAGACAGACUCAGUGGUCCAGAUAAGUGGUAACAGCGGUGGAGAUGAAAUUAAAUGUAAUAGUAUCGGCAAUGGAGUCUGGACCCAUGUCAAUUCCGAAAGUGUCUCUCAGUUUAACAGAAAAGCGAGCAAUGAGAGGACUGGUAGACUUAGCAGUGCAGGAAGUGGAGAAUGUAAGGUUUAUAGUGGAAAUAAUGGACAGAUCAGUAAGGCAGGAAGUGGGGGAAUAAUCAGCAGUGCUGGAAAUGGAGGUCAACUAAGUAGUAGAAGCACAGGAAGUGGCGGUAGACUAAGUAGUGCGGGUAGUGGACAUAUGAUCUGCAGUGCUGCAGGAAGUAGAGGUAGACUGAGUAGCAGUAGCACAGGAAGUGGAGGUAGUGGACAUAUGAUCAGUAGUGCAGGUACUAGUGGACAGAGAAUUAGUAGUACAGAGGGUGGUGUCAGGGUCAGCAGUGGGGGUAGUCGAGUGAUUACCAGCAGUGGUGGUCCAGCCAGCAGCCCCAGCAGAGUGACCAUCAGGAACACAGGAAGCGGAGGAAGUGGAGGCAGAGAGCAGAUCAGCGUCUGUAAAAUGGCCGCCUUCUCCAUAUCAGCUGCCGUGAAAGAAAAAUAAAAGGCCCGGGAGGUCUGUCGGGAAUCCUACACAAAACAGGUGUCAGGUGAGAACCGCAUUCCAUCAUACGAGCAUUAAUACCUUUAAAUGACCAGUAUCACAAUGCACCGUCAUGCUAGAAAACAUGUUUUCACUGGAUCUCAGCCUUUCAUCAUUGCUGUGAGUAAGAAAUGCACAGAGGUUUCUGUUUGAACAGUAAUCUAUAAAGUUCUGAAAUAUACUCUGAAAUCAUUAUAGGGUUUUUAAUUUUUUUAUUUUUAUUAUACCUUUAUUUAACCAGGUAAGUUAGUUAAGAACAUAUUCUUAUUUUCAAUGACGGCCUGGAAACAGUGGGUUAACUGCCUGUUCAGGGGCAGAAUGACAGAUUUGUACUUUGUCAGCUCGGGGGUUUGAACUCGCAACCUUCCGGUUACUAGUCCAACACUCUAACCACUAGGCUACGCUGCCGCAGGGGUGAUGGAAUUUGUUCUACGCCAAACAAUUUUAUCUUAUUGGAUUCAGUUUCCUUGUAAAGCGCUUACACUUACAUUUAUCCAGAAGAUGGCAGUACAUGCAUUUAGGUCAGAUUUAGAUCAGUUGGGGAGCGAGUCAGCUAGUCUUCUCAUUUGACACAUUUAUGCAAGUUACUAUAACUUUUAGAUUAUAUUUUAGUCGUUUGAAAUCAAUGUAUCAAAGCUUAGAUAAAGAUUCUGAUGACUUAUUACCUGAUAUUGUUUUUAAUUAUGAAAUCUUUUUGCUUCAAUUACUUCACACUUGUUCUGAAAUAUUAUUCUCAUCUUAUUUCAUUUUAUUGUGCUACAUUUCAAAUGUAUAUUAGAAAGUGUGCUUAUAAUAAAGUGUUACUUUCU